AUGACUUGUCAAAAAUCAGAAACUUUAAAAAAUACUUUUAUUCUCAAACGCAUCAGUAAGAAUUCUCGUGCAAUAGCACGUAAUAGUAUCCGUAAACAUAAAAAGAAUAGUUCCAAUCAAACACCAAUAGAUCCCGCACUUAUAGACAAGCCUCCAUUCCCACCAACUAUUCCACCUUGUGAACUUGUUUUUAAUAGAAAUGCCACAAACAUCCAUAAAAAAAGUCCAAACGUUUUUUUUAUUUAUCGUAGAGCCUUCGUAAAACACCUCCAAAAAUCCAAAAUAUCGAUUAAAAUGACCGAACUUUCAAAGGUUGUCAGCUUUCAUUGGAAUUCAGAACCUCCGCACGUUAAAGAAGAAUACACCAGGAUUGCUAAUGAAGUUGAUGAUUUGUUAGAAAAACAAAAAAAAUCGAUUAAAGGAUUUCAAUUCGUUAACCAAACUGUUUUAACAGCUGAAAAACAAGACAGCGCAACAACUCCUUCAAAAAUCAUUAUUGAACCUAGGAAUAAAUAUAACAGUGUCAUUAAUGGUGAUAAUAAUAGCAAUAGAAAUUACAAUACUGGCAAUAAUUAUCCAAUCCAAGGCUGGAUUAACACUUUCAAUUACCACGAACAAUCAACAACACUCACUCCCUCAUCAACAAUGCCAUUGUCUCCUAACCCUUCGGAAGCUGAUUCAAUUUAUGAACCAUUUAUUAGAGAAGAAUAUAAUGAUGAUUUGAAUCAAAGUCAAGAUGAAUCUUCCUAUUCUUCUGAUAACUCUAGUGGUAUUCUUUUAUGA
Molecule: messenger RNA, 783 nt
Organism: Entrophospora candida
Lineage: Eukaryota; Fungi; Glomeromycota; Glomeromycetes; Entrophosporales; Entrophosporaceae
Source: the annotation of a GenBank genome assembly